AUGUCAAGAGCUGAGCAACACCCAAUCAGCGCAAGCGGGUCAAGUGGCUUUGAGUCUUGCGGGUCGAUAAUUGAUGGGACCAGAAGCAUGGGGUGGCAGAAAUGGAGCAGCACAUGGUGGCAGAUAGAUUCGCUCCCACUCGGCGACAGUGUGGGACGUGGCGCGACGAGGACAGAGAGAAGAGGAGCAAACGAGGUCCCUGGUGGAAUGGACAUGGGGAGCAACGGAGUGGUCCAUUGGUGGCGCGCCGAUGGGGAGACAACAAGAACAGAGAAAGCGAGACAUGGCAAUAAGCGGAAACAUGAAGGGCCUCCAGUGGGCAAGGAAGAGAAGAGCGGGUGGGUUUUGAGGCUUGCAGCGUCAGUCCAGGUAUUACCGGGCGAAAUUAUGGGGGGAAAAUGGCAGCCAAUGGAAACAGGUCUGUUGUUGAUGCAUUGUGAGCCAAGAGGGGUUGGUGGCAUCCAACCAGCACCUUGA
Beauveria bassiana ARSEF 2860 is the source of this 477-nucleotide messenger RNA. RefSeq lists its product as uncharacterized. The coding region runs from base 1 to 477 and encodes 158 amino acids. The record is from RefSeq and is a predicted model, not a curated record. Lineage: Eukaryota; Fungi; Ascomycota; Sordariomycetes; Hypocreales; Cordycipitaceae. The transcript is spliced from 3 exons.